AUGGCGCCAGAGGCUGAACCACAGUCAGAUCUAGAGGCCCCUGAUUUGCCAAAUGGAAUCUAUGCAACUGAAAAUGAUGAGAAUGGCCAAGCUGAAAACUUUUCCAUGGACCCACAACUGGAGAGGCAAGUGGAGACCAUUCGCAAUCUUGUGGACUCCUACAUGUCUAUUAUCAACAAAUGUAUCCGAGACCUGAUUCCAAAAACGAUAAUGCACCUUAUGAUCAAUAAUGUUAAAGAUUUCAUAAAUUCAGAGCUCCUAGCACAGUUAUAUUCUUCAGAGGACCAAAAUACUCUGAUGGAGGAAUCUGCUGAGCAGGCUCAGCGCCGGGAUGAGAUGCUUCGCAUGUACCAAGCUCUUAAAGAAGCCCUUGUGAUCAUUGGCGAUAUCAACACAGCCACCGUGAGCACCCCUGCUCCACCUCCAGUGGAUGACUCCUGGAUACAGCAUUCUCGCAGGUCACCUCCUCCAAGCCCCACAACCCAAAGGAGGCCGACACUGAGUGCUCCCCUCACAAGGCCCACAUCCAGCCGAGGACCAGCUCCUGCCAUUCCCUCUCCGGGGCCCCACUCUGGGGCUCCCCCAGUUCCAUUCCGUCCAGGCCCAUUACCUCCCUUUCCCAACAGCAGCGACUCUUUUGGAGCCCCUCCACAAGUUCCCUCUCGGCCCACAAGGGCCCCACCCAGUGUUCCAAGCCGGAGACCACCCCCAUCACCAACUCGUCCCACUAUAAUCCGUCCACUAGAAUCUUCCCUGUUAGACUAAACGAAGUGUCCGGCAUGGCAAUUAAUCACUAAUGAAUUAUGCGAAAGCAACGUCUUUGAUAACCGUUGCAGUAAAUCAUGAGUAGUCGCAUGUGUGGACAUCAGUAGGCAAGUAACCAGUUUUACUAACGCAUUCAUCACCCAUCUUCAUCCCUCAUGGUACAUCAAACCUUUGGGGUUUGACUCUUGAAAAACUGCUGACCUGUAGAGGCUUUAUAUGUUGCGUGGGCCAAGGUAGGGUUGUAUAGCAGUCCUAUACUUUGGGGACCAUUUGCCUACCCUGGCAUAUAUUUGAGAUUGCUUUGGACAAUUUUUCCAGGCUAUCUACCAGGUAGCUUGUUAAAUAUAAUUCUUAACAUAUGUGAAAUAGUGGACUUAGACCUAAGCCAUACAUAUUUCUUUUCCUACAUUCUGUUUAGGAUGACAGAAAUUCUGUUAUCUAUUAUUAAUGCUACCACCUACUUGAUAAUUACAUAUUUAGCUCCUUUUUCCGUCCUCUUUAUUUCAUAAGAAUGCUAGGAAGUGACUUUUUAAAAUGAGGAUUCCUUAAGAAUAAAACUUUUCCUGAAGCACAGGUAGUUUGCAAAGGAAAAGUCUGCAUUGUUUGCUCUAGAGAGCUUCUCCUUAUUCCAAUGUGUCUGGCUUCAUGCUAGAAGCGUGUGCAACAGUGAAUUGAAGCUUGUUUGGUAAUCAGUCAAUAAAUCUGGCUAGUUAGUUUAGAGUUCAAGGAAGAAGCAAAAUAUCACAUCUCUAGAAGUGUCUGGAAAAACAUAAUUUCUUUAUUCACUUAUAUAUUCACCUCCUGGUAGGUUACAGUGAAGGCUGAUAUGGAAAAUGUUUAAUUUUUCCAAUUAAUCUAAUUUUUGGCAUACUGACUACACUUUGAUACUAACUCCAGUUUAUUAUUAAUAUUAUUAUUAUUUUGGUUAGAGCAAAAAACUCUCCCUCUUUUCAUGCUGCUUCGUAAUUCUCUUAUGUAAAAAUUUAUCUUACCUUUAAAACAGGUUUAAUGUCACCUUCUAUCCAUUCUAGGCUUUCUUAAUAAAUCUUGAGGCUUGCUAAGGGAUAAUCACCUUUAAAGAAUGGUACUUGGAAUGCAAAUAAAAGUCAAUAAGAGAUGCCAUGGUUAAAGAGCAGAGGUCACACUUUUACGGUUUUACUACUUCAGAAUCCCUAUCCAGGUCACUCCAGAAAAUGGUAUUGAAACAUAAAGAUCUAAAGUGAAUUGCAAUUUCUAAGAUUUCUAACAUUUACAAGCGCAGUUUAGCCUGGGGGUUAAUAGUUAAGUCUUAAGUUUUGGACUACCUAGGACCAGAUGAUUAGCAUGCAGGAAACAGCCAGAAGCCAACUGAAGUUUUGUCUGCUAACUGUUCCCAGACAGCAGA
Molecule: messenger RNA, 2149 nt
Organism: Galeopterus variegatus (Sunda flying lemur)
Lineage: Eukaryota; Metazoa; Chordata; Mammalia; Dermoptera; Cynocephalidae
Product: dynamin-3-like
Exons: 5
Coding region: 1-765 (254 amino acids)
Cellular component (GO): microtubule; cytoplasm; membrane
Molecular function (GO): GTP binding; microtubule binding; GTPase activity
Source: RefSeq, a predicted model, not a curated record